This is a messenger RNA of Pogonomyrmex barbatus (red harvester ant), 823 nucleotides long. RefSeq lists its product as uncharacterized. Lineage: Eukaryota; Metazoa; Arthropoda; Insecta; Hymenoptera; Formicidae. The record is from RefSeq and is a predicted model, not a curated record.
AUGACAUAUCACGAGAAAUUUCAGUUUAUUCGCACUCUGCAUAUCGUACACUAAUCAUGAAGUUUCUCGCGGCACUAUGUGCUUUUUCAUGGAUUUAUACCAGCGAUGGCAUGAUGUAUGAAGAUGAAUUACCUCACGCAGGAGUAUCGAUAGGAUGCGCAGGGAGACGUAUGCAAUUAAAUGCUCAGAUGAAAGAGGUGAUGUGCGUGCCGAGGCAUACCAUGAUAAAAUUAAUACCUCAACCGGGCAACAUUUUUUAUCCAAAUUACGCUUCGGUGAAGAGAUGCGGUGGUUUCUGUCCAAGAAACAAAUCGUGUAUGCCAGUCCAGACAAAUAUUAAAAAGAUUGUCGUGAGAAUGGACAGUUACAAUUCGUGUUAUCACGUGUUACUGGAGGAGCACACCAAGUGCAAAUGUCAAUGCAGCGUGAAGAAACACCAUUGCAACAUCAAUCAGGUAUAUUCGGAAGAUAACUGCGCGUGCGAGUGUAUGAAUAAAAAGGAAUGCAAUAAAGCGCGCCAUAUGGUGUGGGAUGAAAAAUUGUGCAAAUGCACUUGCAACAAACCUGAGGAGAUUUGCACGAGUGGUCUCGAAUGGGUUCCCUCCCGCUGCGGGUGCGCCAAGGUGAUGGAGGCGUAUCAAGAAAUAAAAUCUAAUAACGAUGAUAUUAGAAAAUGAUCAGUAAAAUAACGCAGUGGCUCAAAGGAUAUUCUACCCUAUUUCGAAAUACUGCUAUUAUUUGAUAGCACAUUAAGAAUAAACAAAGCAGUCACCAGUUUUAUGUCUCGAUUUAUUCGUUCGUACUAAAAUUCUUUAUACACAUA